This is a messenger RNA of Miscanthus lutarioriparius, 633 nucleotides long. NCBI's taxonomy places the organism in Eukaryota, Viridiplantae, Streptophyta, Magnoliopsida, Poales, Poaceae. The record is from the annotation of a GenBank genome assembly.
AUGGUAGGCGAAUGCAGCAGCAGCAGCUGGCGUUGCUGCAGCUGGCGUUGCAACGCCAGCUGGGCCGACAACCGGCAGCGCCUCGCGGAAUGCGCGGUUGGCUUCGGCAGCGGCACCCUCGGCGGCAAGAGCGGCAAGACGUACGUGGUGACCGACCCCAGCGACGACGCCGACCCGGCGAGCCCGGCGCCGGGCAAGCUCCGCUACGGCCUCGUCCAGAAGGAGCCGUUGUGGAUCACGUUCGCGCGCGACAUGACCAUCAGGUCGAAGCAGGAGCUGCUCGUCGCCUCGCGCAAGACCGUCGACGGCCGCGGUGCGGACGUGGUCGUCGGCGACGGUGGCACCUGCUUUGUUGUGCGAAACGUAAGCGACGUCAUCAUCCACGGGAUCACCAUACGCGGCUGCAGGCCUGCACAGGCGACAUCGUCGGAGUCGGACGAUGAGUCGGACGAGGGUGACGGCAUCGCCGUCUUCCACUCUACGAAUGUGUGGGUGGACCACUGCACGCUCGAGGCCUGCGCCGACGGCCUCAUCGACGUCACGGGCGCCUCCACGAACGUGACUCUGUCCAACAUCCUCAGGAACCAUAACAAAGACGAUGCUGCUUGGGCACAGCGACGAUUUCACCGAUGA